This is a messenger RNA of Coffea arabica (coffee), 1032 nucleotides long. Its product is annotated as CST complex subunit TEN1. Lineage: Eukaryota; Viridiplantae; Streptophyta; Magnoliopsida; Gentianales; Rubiaceae. Gene Ontology annotation, cellular component: CST complex. Gene Ontology annotation, biological process: negative regulation of telomere maintenance via telomerase. Gene Ontology annotation, molecular function: telomerase inhibitor activity; single-stranded DNA binding; telomeric repeat DNA binding. The record is from RefSeq and is a predicted model, not a curated record.
CCCCUGUUCAACUCAUUUCGAAUUUCUCUGUUUGUGGUAGUCUCGCCUCCACUUUUGACAUGUGGAAGAAAAGAUGUAUCGUCUACUGAAAAAUGAUGGAGCACAUUGGACCUUAAAGGGAGUGAGUAUAAGAUUGAUUAAAAAUCAGCAAUUCAAACGGGCCCACGAGGGAAAAAUCAGAAUCCAAGUGGCCGAAUCGAUAACUAAAUUGGUCCAAAAUAUUCCCGGCCUUUUUAAUUUUGGAAACCGAGGGAACAUUUUUUAACCUUCAUCUGGAGGUAGCUUCUGAAACCCCAAACUAAUCAUAAAAUUGUCUUUUGUCUUUUGGAAAUCCAUGCCUUGAUUUACUUAGUUGACAUUGAUCAUAAUUGCUUCAAUGGCAACAUCUGCUGUAAGUUUUGGUGCGUUGGUGACUCUUGAGGAACUAGUUCCCUCCUCCUCACAAUUCACGCAAGGAGCAUCGCUUCGAGUUACUGGAAAGCUACAGGAGUAUGACAUAGAGACUGCAAUUGCCUCAAUUGUCGAAGGCAAUGCUUCCUUAAAGAUUGACACGCAACAUUUGAAGGUCAAUCUUCGCAUAGGUUCCUUGUACCAGUUCAUUGGAGAACUGCUUAUUGACCCCAGCAAUCAGGCAAUUUUGAGGGCACGAGUGGGUAGGAAUGUAGAUGGCAUGGAUCUUAAUCUCUAUCAUCAGUCUCUGCAGCUCUUGAGAGACUUUCAAGCUGAGCAGAUGAAUAGCACGACAUCUUAGGGUAAUAUCUAUUUAUAGAAAAGAUACAAGGUUAAUAUCAACUGUCAAUUCUAUCUGAAGAGGAGAAAGAUGAGAACAAAAUAUGGCUGUUUUCAUUUUUCUUGCCUAAUCGUACAGAUGUUGGCUUCCUGUAUCUAUUUUGUGUGGAACUCAACUAGAAGCGAAGCAAAAUAUCUUUAUGGAGAGGGAAAUUGAUUCCUCCACCAAGCUAGUUGUUACCUUUUGCUUGUUACCCAUUCACUUGCAUCUUUUCAUUGAUAUAUUCAAUCAAAUUUCUGCGA